GCGGGAGGGAUGGCGGCGGGAGGGCCCCCUGGCGGCGAGCGGGCGGGUCGGAACCUGAAGGAAAGGCUGCGGGAGCAGUUCUGCGACCACCCCCUGGAGCACUGCGAGGACACCCGCCUGCACGACGCAGACGCAGCCUACGUGGGGGACCUGCCCACCCUCGAGAGCCUUCUGCAGGAGGAGAGCUUCCAGAGGUACGGUGCAGAUGUGGAUGUGAAUCACCACCUCAAUUCCCGGGUUCCCAGCCUCUCCGUGAGGCCCCUCACCACCCUGAUGGUCUGCCCACUGUACAUCAGCGCUGCCUACCACAACCUCCAGUGCUUCCGGUUGCUGCUUCAGGCCGCACUCGGAGCCUCUUGUCUCUCUGCCGCACAACUGUACGAAGAACACUUGACAAAUCUCAUCUGGAUCGGAUCCAUACCCUUCCAGUCCCAGACCUCGUUAAACAAUUUUUACUUCACAAACACAGUUAAGACAAUUAAAGGGCAACUGACUGCUUUCCAGGACAGUGUGAUUUUGUAAAUGAGUGCGCUGAUAAAUCCAGGUGCCAAUCCUAACCCUUCUCCCCCCGGUGAAAUACUGUAUUGCUCAUGGAUUGCACAGAAUUCACUGCCCCUGUGAUUUUCUCCUCCAAAUUUAGGGUGCAGUGAUUUUGUGUGUCUAUUCUUAAGCUACCAGUGCCAAGGCCAGGUUGGAUGGGGCUUUGGGCAACCUGGUCUGGUGGAAGGUGUCCUUGCUCGUGGCGAGGGGUUUGGAACCGGAGGGACUUUAAGGUCCCUUCCAACCCAAACCAUUCUGUGAUUCUAUGAUCGAAUUGGUUAUCUCUUGUUUGCAACUGGUUGGGUGAUGAGGCAAAUAACUGUGUGUAGGUGUUACAUGGGCAAAUACAAUAUGUCCCAGAGCUGUUAGCAUAUGUCUGUUACGACUCUACCUCUGUUAUUGCUCUGUGUUGCUCUGGGUUCCUUUCAUUUCCAGUGUCUCCCUGUUGCUGUUUACCUUCCUGUCACAAGUCCACAGCAGAGUGUCGUGCUGCAGUGAGCCGAGAAUCUUCCUUGGGAUUUCAGGGUCAACCAGCAUCUUGAAGCAACCUGGUCAUUGUAUAGGAAACAUGUCAAAACAUCAUCUUCGCAAGGACAGAGAUGAUGGUCCCUCAGGAUCUUGGGUAAAAACCCGGGGGAUAAUCAGUACUUGCUUUUGCUUUACUGAUCCAAGUUCUUUCUAGGCUGUGUUACUAGUUGAUUUUUAUGACAAUUUUUGUUUGCUAGACUUUCUUCUCAUGCAAUUGGCAAGGGGAUUUUUCCAGAUGUGAUGCUAAAGAUGUUGGGAAUUGUGGGGUGUUGGUGCCUGGGAACCUGUUGUUGAGAGCCGAGUUAAGCAUGGGAUGGCAAGGACAGUAAGACAACCCCUCCUGUGACCAGAGAAGAGCUCUGGUUGCUCUUCUCCUUGACUUGCUGUAGUAACAGGGCAGUGGGCUUGUUCAAGCUACCUUGGUUUUUGGGUUGGGAUGCCUUUGGCCAACAGCCCUGGUUGUGCUGUUACUGCAGGAGCGGGUCCUCUGGGCUGUCCCGUGGAUGUUUCAGUUUCUGGUCCUCCUGCUAUGGGAUAUGUUUAGAGUCGAGUUCAAUAAGUAAUGAUGGACUUUCUUGUACAUUUUAUUAUCUGCCGAAGAACAUGUGCCUUUCCAAGAUGCUUUCAGAGAAGGAGGAAUGGGAGGAAAAGCACAGUCCCUGAUUGUUUCCUGUCACUUUGAUUUCGUGGCCAGGCCUGGAACAUCCAGGUGGCCCUUUGUGUUGCUCUGCUUACCGAUUUUAGGAUAAGGUGGCAAAAUUUGCACUUCUGAGAACUGCCUAAAGUGUGGCUUAGUGCACACUCAGUGCUCAGAUACCAAAGCAAAGGAUGCUUUCAAACCCCUCAUCAGGUGAGAUGUGAUGGCAAGGAUAUGUGGCUGUAGGCAUGCUUUCAAGGGGAGAAGGCAGCAGUUAGGCACUGUUUCCUUUUCAGGCUUGCAGAUGGUUUAGGUUUUCACCACGCUGGGGGCCAGGGCAGCCCAUGAGCACGUUGCCUGAGAGUUGUGUGCUUGCUUUAUAGAAGUGUUAACAUGCCUGAAAGAUGCAGACAGGUUGUAAAGCCUCUUUUCACCUUGCUGGUGGAACCAUAAUGUUUUGCAGGACCACAGGCCAAACGUGCUCUCUAGCUCCAGUGUAUAGAGACAGAAAAUGAGGUAGGGUGUCUUGAGAAAACACCAUCACAACAGCUUCUUUGGGUUGACUUUUUCCCCCUUGAUUUUUACUUGUUUGUGCAGUUUCACAAACCGGUCACCCUUUAGUGCCUUUUGGCUGAGGGCGGUAGGAUGGACGUGGAAGACACGUGCUCUUCUGGGGGGAGAGCUGCCUCCACCUGGAAUGAGAUACAGCGAGAUGUCGUGGUGUGAAUGAUGGGAGGUGGCCCAAAGAAACUCAGAGUUUGGUUCUUAACUCAGUGCCUGAUGUAACUGGUAGAUAUAUGUAGCUGAAGCUAAAGCCCUGCAGAUGACCUGUUCCAGUUUUAAUUAUGAGGCACUGGCCCGGGUUGCCUGGGGAAGUUUUGGAUGCUCCCUCCCUGGAAAUGUUCAGGGCCAGGUUGGAUGGGGCCUUGAGCAGCCCUGGUCUAGUGGGAGGUGUCCCUGCCUAUGGCAGGGGGUUGGAACUGGAUGAUCUUAAGGUCCCUUCCAACCCAAACUAUUCUAUACUUCAGUAUUUGGUUUGUUGACUGUUGUGCUCUUGUCUGAUGCUGUCCUACAGUGUCCUUGCAGCCAGCGACACCCGGACCAGUCUAGCGACUGUGCUCCCGCCUGGAACUGUGACUCUGAGGUGAGGGAGAUGGUGAAGAGCCCCCUCUUCCCACGCACAGAGUCAAUACCUGGUACCGAUUCCUUGUAGGUCUCGCUGGUGAGCUCAAGGCAUGCUGCAGGUAGAGGUUUUGGCUCAAGCCAAAAAUCUUCACAUCCAGCCCAUUUGGCAUCCAAAAGAUUCUGCUGUCUAUGGAUCCACAGGUCAAAGGAUCGUUCUCCCAACCCGAUAGCAAACAAGCCUGAAGUUUGUUAGUCACUUGGACAUUUGCCCAAUCAAAGCUUUGGCCUUUUUGACUGGAGUACCCAUCCCACUCCCAUCUUAACUGAGGGGCUCCUGCAAAAGGCUCGGUAUUAAACUUGGAUGGCCUUUCUUUUGGCUUGAGGGCCUGAAGGGGGUCCAGCUCGGGGGGACAACUUGUAUAAUAUUAGGCUGUAAGAGCAAAGACUGCUGUUAGAGGAAGUCGCUGUGGACUUGGGUUGCUGAGGCUACAUAAACCCGGUUUUGCCUCAGUGAAGUAGUUUCAUAGGCAGACUUGGAAGAUCUGGGAUUUUCAUCAUAGAAAGAUAAUGAAUCUCAAAAUAGAUUUAUGAUGUUCAUAGACCCUGGUGUCUUGUCCUGUAGAGCCAAAACCUAUGUCCUGUGGCUGUCCCUGUCCUUUUAAACCCAAGGAACAAGUCUUCCAAUAUGAAAUCAGAGUAAUAUGUGCGUAUUCUAUAUCUUGACGCUAUAUAAACAGCAUUUAUUUUUGCCUUAACUCAGACCUCACCAUUUCCUGUGUAGCAAAGUGUUGCCUUUUAUAAAGGCAUUCUUUUCCAUGGUGUCCAUCAGCUCAAAUAACCUGAGUAACAGAUGGGUGUCAUGAAGACAGAGGUGGGAAAUUAAAUGUUUGCAGUGUUCAUCCCCUAGACUGAAGAAUGCCUAAUGUAUUUGUGCGUAAGAUACAGACCGUGCCUUGUGUGGCCUUGCUGUAAUCUUGGCUGGGCUGGGAUAACAAGGUUUGGGAAAUGGUUGAAGAAUCAAAACAGAUCUGGAAUAAGCAAAGCAGAUCCAAAGCAAUCCUUUUCAUGUGGGCUUUCUUCUUGUCUUUGUUGCUGUGGGGAAUUUCCAGAGCAUGAAAUGCUGGUAGCUGGUACCCAAAUACAAUUUCCUGCUCUUUGGGAGUUCUGGAGAAGGUAGAGGAACAGCAUCUGUUGGGCUGAAGUGUUUUGUUCCCCCUUUAUCACCAAAGUAGAGUACUUUUUACACCAAAACCAGCCUUUGAUGUACAGUACCUCUUUACCCCUUCCUGUUCCAUUGAAGACAGCAGCGUAAGAAGCUGCCCAGGACAGGGUAAAGGUAACAGAGUCCCACUUCAGUCUGAGCUAAUCAGAGUUUUGUGGAUUGUGCCCACAGCCAGAUCGGAUCUGAGAGCAGACAGGAGGUGUCUGUGGUGGACCUGGAGCCGUGUGUAGCCGAAUAAACCUGUUCCAGUGCAAGAGCGUGGCUGUCCGCCUCGU
Messenger RNA from Cuculus canorus (common cuckoo), 4327 nucleotides. It is a transcript of the gene ASB1, whose product is annotated as ankyrin repeat and SOCS box containing 1. The coding region runs from base 10 to 522 and encodes 170 amino acids. Lineage: Eukaryota; Metazoa; Chordata; Aves; Cuculiformes; Cuculidae. The record is from RefSeq and is a predicted model, not a curated record. The transcript is spliced from 4 exons.